This is a messenger RNA of Linum tenue, 774 nucleotides long. NCBI's taxonomy places the organism in Eukaryota, Viridiplantae, Streptophyta, Magnoliopsida, Malpighiales, Linaceae. The record is from the annotation of a GenBank genome assembly.
AUGUCGUCUUCCACGCUCUCUUUCCCGGCCUUCCUAAUCAUAACCACUCUUCUAUCCACCCUCCUCCAACGAACCGUCGCUGGCGCCGGCGGCGACCCACUCUUCCACUUCUGUUCAUCCCCACAAAACUUCUCGCAGAACAGCCCUUACCAAUCCAACCUCCAAACCCUCUUCUCCCAACUCGCCGACCUAGCCCCACCCGCCGCCGGCUUCGCCAAAGCCUCCAUCGGCCACUCGUCCAUUGACCGAGUCAACGGCCUCGCCCUCUGCCGCGGCGACGUCGACUCCGACGACUGCAAAACCUGCGUCCUCGAAGCCUCCCGCGAAAUCUCCCGCCGCUGCCCUCUAAACAAGGGCUCCGUCAUUUGGUACGACAGCUGUCUGCUGAAGUACUCGGACGAUGAUUUCUUGGGACAGGUGGAUAACGGGCAGCGGUUCUACAUGUGGAACAUCAACGUCGUGGCGGAUCCCGCGGCGUUCAACGGGAAGGCGAAGGAGCUGUUGGGCCAGCUGGCGAAGCUGCAGGCGCCGGCGAGUUCGAAGCUGUUGUACGCCGUGGGGGAGACUGAGGUGACCGGUGGUGGAGGGUCGGAUAAGAAAAGGUUGUAUGGGUUGGUUCAGUGUACGAGGGACCUGUCGAAGGAGGAUUGUGAGAGUUGCCUUGGUGGGAUCAUUGGGGAGCUGCCGAGUUGCUGUGAUGGGAAGGAAGGUGGGAGAGUUGUGGGUGGGAGUUGUAAUUUUAGGUAUGAGAUUUAUCCUUUUGUCGGCCGUUAA